AGCUGCACACCAGGAAGUGUAGUUCAACAUCCAGCAUGCAUAUUCAUGUUCAGGAAGCAAAAAAACCACAUUUCCCUGGAUGGAACCAGAUAAAGCUUGUGAUGAAGGCUCUGGGAAAGCAGAAGUGCAGUCAGAGAGGAUUAAACCUAACAGUUGUUUUAAUGUUGAAAACACAUCGUUUUGAAGACUGCUGAACAUCGCAGUGAAUCCCUGACCAGCUGUCCUCCCCUGACCAGCUGUCCUCCCCUGACCAGCUGUCCUCCCCUGACCCAGUCUGUCCUCCCCUGACCCAGUCUGUCCUCCCCUGACCCAGUCUGUCCUCCCCUGACCCAGUCUGUCCUCCCCUGACCCAGUCUGUCCUCCCCUGACCCUGUCUGUCCACAGCCAUGGCGAUCCUGUUUGCGGUGGUUGCCCGCGGCAGUACCAUCCUGGCAAAGCAUGCUUGGUGUGGCGGUAACUUCCUGGAGGUGACAGAACAGAUCCUAGCUAAGAUACCAUCGGAGAACAACAAGCUCACCUACAGCCAUGGCAGCUAUCUCUUCCACUACAUCUGCCAUGACAGAAUCAUAUACCUGUGUAUCACUGAUGACGACUUUGAGCGGUCGCGUGCGUUCAGCUUCCUGGGAGAGGUGAAGAAGCGUUUCCAGACGACGUACGGUUCCAGAGCUCAGACAGCCCUCCCCUACGCUAUGAACUCAGAGUUCUCCUCCACCCUGAUGGCUCAGAUGAAGCACCAUUCCUCUCCUCCAUCAGAUCGUCUGACUGAGACUCAGAUGCAGGUUGACGACCUGAAAGGCAUCAUGGUUCGCAACAUCGAUUUGGUAGCUCAGAGGGGAGAGAAGUUGGAGUUGCUGAUCGAUAAAACGGAGAACCUGGUCGGCUCAUCUGUGAGUUUUAAGACCACCAGCCGUAACCUGGCCAGAGCUAUGUGUAUGAAGAACCUCAAACUCACUGUCGUCGUAGUGGUGAUGUCACUGGUGGUCCUGUAUGUAGUUGUGUCUGCGGCCUGCGGAGGACUCAGCUGGCCCAACUGCAUCAGGAAAUAAGAGAGAGAGAGAGAGAGAGAGAGAGAGAGGGGGGGAGGACGAGGAGGGGGAGGAAAAAUGGGAGCAAGAGAAGAUGACAGCGGAACCACAAGGAAAGAAAUCGCUCUCCUUCCUCUUGUCUUCCAGUCAGCAGGGAGGAGAGGAUCUUCUAUUGGACAGGAUGGUGACACAACAAGGCAUCCAGAUAGUGGAGAUUUUACACCGUUGUGAUUGUCUUGCUUUCUGUUCCUAAACAAGAGAACGAGGUGUGUUUAUCUGUCCGAAGACAAGCGAUUUGUUGGAUAUGCAGCUUAAAAAUAUUGUGCUAGUGGAAUUCAGUCCACUGUCCAGUCAUCCUCCAUACUGUUCUACAGUCCAGACCAGACCAGUCCAUCAGUCCAGUACAGUCCAGUCCAGACCGUGGCCCUCUCAUCCGUGGCCCUCUCAUCCAGGGCCCUACAAGCCUAACAGACUGAUCUGGAGUAGGGUUUACCAAACGUCUUUACUCUGGGCCCCCCUUCCAGCAUGGAGAACAUCCCCCCCCCCCCGUCUAUUUCUAUUGGUACAGCACUGUUCAUGACGCACAGUUCCUCUCCUUGGUGGAGAGGACAUGUUGCAGGUUUUUAAACUUAUUUCCUGCAAUUGUAAACAUUUUGUCAUGGGGUGCAAAAUAAAUGUUUCUGUUUUAAAGCAA
This is a messenger RNA of Salmo salar (Atlantic salmon), 1719 nucleotides long. It is a transcript of the gene sybl1, whose product is annotated as synaptobrevin-like 1. Gene Ontology annotation, biological process: endosome to lysosome transport; vesicle fusion; exocytosis. Gene Ontology annotation, cellular component: SNARE complex; membrane. NCBI's taxonomy places the organism in Eukaryota, Metazoa, Chordata, Actinopteri, Salmoniformes, Salmonidae. The record is from RefSeq and is a predicted model, not a curated record. Gene Ontology annotation, molecular function: SNARE binding; SNAP receptor activity.